This is a messenger RNA of Penicilliopsis zonata CBS 506.65, 1098 nucleotides long. RefSeq lists its product as hypothetical. The record is from RefSeq and is a predicted model, not a curated record. The transcript is spliced from 5 exons. The coding region runs from base 1 to 1098 and encodes 365 amino acids. Lineage: Eukaryota; Fungi; Ascomycota; Eurotiomycetes; Eurotiales; Aspergillaceae. Gene Ontology annotation, biological process: transmembrane transport. Gene Ontology annotation, molecular function: transmembrane transporter activity.
AUGACUGUGGCUAAAAAAGAAGAAUAUCCUCUGAUGGACUUGGAUAAUAACAUUGUUGGAUGGGAGAGCCAAGAUGAUCCCAUGAACCCCAGGAACUACCAUCCGUCUCGAAAAUGGUUUCUUAUGCUUCUGAUAAGCACGAUCACUUUGAUCAGUCCGUUCACAUCGUCUGUCUUCUCUCCAGCUGUGCCAUAUGCUGAGAAGGAAUUUGGAGUUACAUCGACCAUACUGGGAACUCUCUCGGUGACGGGCUACCUGUUCGGGUAUACAACAGGUCCCAUGUUUAUCUCCUCGCUAAGCGAGAUGUUCGGACGGCGGGUUAUCCUCAGCGCGGCCAAUGUGGAAUUUGUGGCCUUCCAGAUCGGCUGUGCGCUCGCGCCCAACAUCUCGACCUUGAUUGCCUUUCGCUUCCUGACAGGAAUUGGCGGUUCAGCCUGUCUCACGACAGGGAGCGGCGUGUUAGCAGAUUUAUUUGUGGCCAAGCAGCGCGGCCUAGCGAUGACGGCAUAUUCCUCAGGGAUCCUGGUUGGACCGGUCCUGGGACCUGUUCUGGGAGGAUACGGCUGGAGCACGGGCAACAGCGGACUCUCCUACCUCGGACUCGGAGUCGGAUUCAUCCUGGGACAGAUUGUGUUUGGCAUGUUCAGCGACCGGGUGGUCACCCAGCUGGAGGCGCGCAACAACGGCAUCUACGAGCCGGAGAUGCGGCUGUCGAUCUCCAUCUUCUUCUCGGGCUUCAUCCCCGUCUCGUUCUUCUGGUACGGUUGGGCGGUGCAGGCCCACACCCACUGGAUCGUGCCCAUCAUCGGACUCGCCCCCUUUGCGUUCGGCAUGGUCGGUAUCUACAACACCAUGCAGACGUACGUGAUCGACUCGUACCCGCGAUACGCGGCGUCUGCCAUGGCGGCCCUGGUCGUCACCCGCUCCCUGAUGGGGGCGCUGAUGCCCCUGGCUGGGCCGGAGAUGUACAAGUCCCCCAACUAUGGAUGGGGGAACUCGCUUCUCGGCUUCAUCACUCUGGCAAUGGUCCCUCUGCCGGUUCUGUUCCAUCGCUUUGGCGGCGCGCUGCGAAAGAAGCUCGAUCUGCGGUUGGACUAG